UCCACACCGCCCAGCCUGGGCCUGCCGGGGGCAUGAGCGCGCCCGAGAUGCCGGGGGAGAUGGAGCCGGCCGGGGAGGAGGAGCGGCCGCCGCCGGCGACCGAGGAGGAGGACGAGGCGGCGGCGGCGGCCGCCUCAGAGUCGGCCUCGCUGGAGGACGCGGACGGCCAGGAGGAGGAGGAGAUGGUGGUCGGGGGCGGUGGCUGCAAAGAGCAGGAGCUGACCUACGAGCUGCAGCAGGGCUACCGCAUCCUGGGCGAGUUCCUGCAGGAGAAGCACCGGGGCCUCACCGGCCCCUUCCUGCAGCCCUUGGGGGGCGUUGCCCCCGGGGAGGAGGAGGUGGCCGAGGGGCCGCGCAGCGGGGGCCGGGGCAGUCGCGCCCUCCCGCAGCCGCCGGGGCCAGGCAUGUCACUGCUGAAGAUGGAGGAGAAGUUCGCCAGCGGCCAGUACGGGGGCAUCACGGAGUUCGUGGCCGACUUCAGGUCCAUGCUGGAGACGUGCUACCGCCUGCACGGAGUGGACCACUGGAUCUCCAGACAGGGCCAGAAGCUGGAGAUGAUGCUGGAGCAGAAGUUGGCGCUUCUCUCUCGGCACUUGAGAGAAAAGACAACGAUAGCAGUUACAUCUAGAGGCUAUUAUGGAUUGGAGGAUGAGAAGGGAACUGCAUGUACUUCAACAAGGCGUCGGUCAACACCUCGAAGUUUGGCAGGCUUGACAAGUGGAGUUUUUGAAUCUAUAAUGGUUCAAGUUUUGAGACAGGAGGAACAGCUGAGAGCAAAAGAAGAAAAAAGGCUUCGGGAGCAGGAAAGAAAAGAAGCAGAAGAGGCUAGUCAAAAGGAAAUAGAAGAAUGGGAAAGAAAACUUCUAGCUCAAGCAGCCCCUACUUGUAUGGAGAACAUGUGGGAAAUUCCAGCUAUUGGGCAUUUCCUUUGCUUAGCCCAGCAAAUUCUAAAUUUGCCAGAAAUAGUCUUUUAUGAAUUGGAACGUUGUCUUCUGAUGCCUCAGUGUAAUGCUUUUUUAUCUAAAAUAAUGACUUCUCUAUUAAGUCCUCCCCAUCGCAGACCUACCUUACAUCGAAGACCUACUUUGCCUUAUAGGACCUGGGAAGCAGCACUGAGACAGAAAGUGCAGCAGUGGUAUACUGCUGUAGGACAGACUGAAAAUCCCGAUAACUGUGCUGAAAAACUUGGGUUGUGUCCUCAGUUUUUUAAAGUUCUUGGAGAAGUUAAUCCAUUGGAAGAAAAACCUUUUCAUGAACUGCCUUUCUACCAAAAAGUGUGGUUACUUAAGGGUCUUUGUGACUUUGUGUAUGAAACACAAAAAGAAGUUCAAGAUGCUGUACUUGGUCAGCCCAUCCAUGAAUGCAGAGAAGUUAUCCUUGGUUAUGAUUAUCUGGAGAAUGCUUAUGUACAUUUUCCACAGUUUUGUGGUGCAGAUGUACGGAUUUAUAAACAGAGACCUUUUCAGGCCCCAGAAUUUCCAGUCCCGCCCAUUAAAAUACAAAGAGUACCUCGGAUUAAACUGGAGAAAUUGAAGUGUGAUUAUCUUGGCACAAGUAAUGGAGAACAUAGGUGUUAUAGAGAAGGCCUGCCUUCUGCCCUUAAAAAAGAGCAGGGGAUUAAUUUAGAUCCUGCUUGCUGCCAUGCUAAGUUGAACUUGGAUAAUCAUGACAACUGUGUUGAAAUGGAAGUAAAAUCCAACUAUGAAGUUAGAAUUCGCAGGCCUUGUGAAAUUAAAAAAACUGAUUGCUGUAAAGAAAAUUUAGAGAAACCAGGGAGUCCAGGGGAAGUUACUGGUUUUGGAGAGCCUCUCAGUCCAGGUGAAAUAAGAUUUAUAGAAAAUCAAGAAAAAUAUGAUGAAGCUUCCACAAUAAAGACUGAAUCCAGUCCAUUAAAAGAAAAUACCCUAAAAUGUUGCCAAAUUCAUGUAAAUGGAAGUCACAUUGAUCAUCCAGAAAUGAACUGUCACAAAAUUGUACGGGAUGUUCUACUAGAGCAGUCGGUGCAGAGCCACAAAAAAUUCAAACUAACUAAAAUGAGAGCAAAAAAGAAGAAAAAGAAAAAAAAGAAACUGAAAGAUGUUUUGAAUGAAAAUUUGCAGAGAAAGCGUGAAGGUCUUCAUUCUCUUGCAUUCAAGUCUUAUAAACCUGAGAUCCAAAAUAAGUUAUUGAUCAUCAAAAAGAAAGCAAAACACAAGAAGCACAAAUCUGGAAAAAAAUCCGUAUCUAAAAAAGCAAUCACAAAGAAGAGGAAAACUGUCACAAAGUCACCUACUGUACCAGAAUUUCAGCUUAUUUGCACUAAUCUUGAUGAACUCAGGGAAUUAAUCACAAAAAUCGAGAAUGAACUCAAAGAUCUGGAAAACAGUAGAAAAAAAUCGGGCAAAUGGUAUCAUCGGAGGCAAGCAGUAAAAGAACUACAUAGUACAUUGAUACGUCUUUUAAAUGAAUUGCUGCCAUGGGAACCAAAAUUAAUGAAGGCUUUUCAAAGGAACAGGAGCCGCCUGAAGAAAGACUAUGAUGAUUUCAGAAGACAACCUGAUCAUGAUAAAUUCACUAGAGAACUGUGGACUACUGAAGAAGGUGAAGGAGAUCUUGGAAAAGAAUCUCCUAAAGUAGAACUCAGUAAGUCUGUAGACUCAACAGAGCAUCUAGAUGUCCUGGAGAAAGAUCUCUUUGAUUCAGAUGAUAUGAAAUUGUCAGAAAUAGAUUUUCCUCUGGCAAGAAGCAAGCUGUUGAAAAAGGAAUUGCCUUCAAAAGAUGUACUGAAGACACUGCCUAAAACCCUUAAACGACAGUCCAAACAAAGUAAUUACCUGGAUGAUAGCACAAAACAGCUUUCCCCCAGGAAGAAAGCAAAGUUAAGCACAAAUGAAACAGCAAUUGAGAAUUUAGAAGAUGAUAUGCAGAUUGACUGUGUAAAUGAAUCCAGGCAUAAAGAGCUGCCAUUUUCAGAGUCAUUUUCUUCAGUGGAUUCAGUACCAGUGUCUACUCUACAGAAAGGGACCAAACCUAUUCAGGCCUUGCUUGCAAAGAAUAUUGGGAACAAAGUGACCUUAACAAAUCAACUGCCCCCUUCCACAGGCAUAAGUACCGCUGUGGAAAAGACAGUUACAGCUCCCCCAGAAGCAAGCCCCUCAAAGCCAGCAUUGACCUGCCACACCAAUACAAAAGGUCCUUUACAGAUGGUAUACAAAAUGCCAUGUGGCCAGUGGUUACCAAUAGAUCUUCACAGCAGCUCUGUAAAGAUUCAGAUGCAACCUGUGGUAGAUACUAAAACAGGAGAAAAAAUCAUGCAGCAAGUUCUUAUUCUGCCUAAGAAUUUUGUGAUUCAGCACAAGGAAGGAAAAGCAGUUGCAAAAGAAAUACCACCACUUCAACAGAAAGGUAUAGAACAACAUUGUUCAUCUUUCCCACAAGCAGCAAGUGUAAACUCUUUAGCAUCAGUUCUCGUCAACUCAACAGGAUCUGUUUCUACUCAACUACCUAAUACAGUUUUCAACAAGGCAAUUACACCUUUAACACAUGUGAGUAGUGCUAGACCACAGCCUUUGUCACCUGUAACCUCUGUAAGUAAUUUAUUAACACCACCAGUUAAGAAUAGCCACAGUGAGGCAGAAAAAGUCAAGAAUUCAGUCUCAGCAGCCACAUUCCCCAAGCCUAUUGCUUCACCCACCAUUUCUUCAACAGUUCAACCUCUGUUGUCAGCAACAACACUAAGUGGAUCUGUAAAUCCUGGUAAUUCCCUCAACUGUUUUGCACAACAAAUUGCUGAUUGUUCUGAAGCAAAGCAAGAACUGAAAACUGUGUGUAUAAGAGAUUCACAAUCAAUUCUUGUUAGGACACGGGGUGGGAACACUGGGGUUGUAAAAGUACAGACCAAUCCAGAUCAAAACUCACCCAACAGUUUAUCUUCAAGUUCAGUUUUCACUUUUGCUCCCCAGCUUCAGGCAUUUCUGGUGCCAAAAUCAACGUCAUCAUCCUCUGCUUUUCCAGUAGCUGGAAUGACUACUACAUCUAAUGUCCCACCUUUUGGCCAAGCACAAACUUCUUUUUCCAUUCCAGCUAGCUGUAAUUCGUCCGUGGGGAAAAAUCUUAAACUUUCUAGUACUAGUAACUUGGGCCAUGUGGUAGAUAAAACUUCACACCUACCAAAUUCACCCUUGAAGUCCUCUGUUUCUUCUAGCACUCUAGCACCAUCAACAACAAAUAGUUCACUAAGUGUAAUUAACAUAUCAACAGGAAAUUUUGGACAGGCCAAUGCAAAUGUUAUUCAUGCUCCAUCUAAGCAACAGCAGGUAGAUUAUAUCACCAAAAGUUACCCUGCUACAAGAUCAGAAGGAAUAGCAGAAACAAAUGGAGAAGUGAUCAAUGGGACUCCAGUUCAGAAACUUAUGCUGGUAUCAGCUCCAUCUAUCCUAUCUUCUGGCAGUGGAACUGCAACUAAUGUGGCACCUGCACCAACAUCUACAGGUGUUUCAGCCCAGAAAUUAGUUUUUAUUAAUGCUCCAGUUCCCAGUGGCACUUCAACCCCAACUUUUGCUGCAGAAUCCUUAAAACAAACCCUUCCCCCCACCUUGAAUAAAACAUUUGUUAAGACUCCAGAGCAACCUCAAAUAGUACUAAUUCCAUCUACAAUGGGAACACCAAUAAAAAUAAACACAUCACCAACUGUGUCUCAAAUAAAAGAUGUGAAAAUUGGACUAAACAUAGGUCAAGCAAUUGUAAAUACUUCAAGCAGUGUGCCAGCUAUACCAACAAUUAAUAUACUGCAAAAUGUAAACCCAAAAGGAGAAGAUAAAAGUGGCAAAGACUUUGUUUUGCCAUUGUCUUCAAGUAGCAGUUCAAUUCCAGUAAGCUCAAAUUUUGUGAAUCAAAAUAUUACUCCUGUUAAUGAAUCAGCAGUUUCUGCAGCAAGAGCAGUAAACUUGUUUUCAGUAACAGGAACAAAUGUAUCUCUGGGUUCCCUUUCAGUGACCUCAACCUCCACUUCAAUUGGGACACGACCUCCUGUUUUAGUCAGUGGAAGUGAUACCUCUUCAAGAAUCAUGCCUAUUUUGUCAAAUAGACUUUGCACUUCAAAUUUCGGAAACACUGUGGCUAUAUCAACUGUGAAAACAGGACAUCUUGCAUCAUCUGUUCUUAUUUCAACUACACAACCAACAGUGUCUCCUAAAUGUUUAACAUCAGCUUUACAAAUCCCUGUUACCGUUGCCUUGCCCACACCUGUGACUGCAUCCCCUAAAAUAAUCAGCACAGUUCCACAUUCAACUACAGUACCAGGAGCCACACGUCCUGCAUCCCUUUCCAAAAGACAGUCUCGGACUUCUCUCCAGUUUCACUCACCAGGGAUUUCAACUACAGUGCCAACGAAUGUAAACACAAACAAACCUCAAACUGAAUUGUCAUCCCUUUCACAAAGUCCAAGUAAAAUAAUUAAUAUUUCCAAUUUUACUUCUCUGCCAAACCAGCAAAUGUCCCCUGCUUUAGUAAAAUCAAACCCCAGUUACAGCUCUGCUUCAGGUGGCUCUGCCAUUCACACUGCUACAGCACCAUCAAAUAUAACUAGUUUGGUAGGGGGUCAGUUAAGUGAACCUUGUAUUCAGCAAAAAAUAGUCAUCAACACCAGUACACCUUUGGCACCUGGUACUCAGAUCAUGAUUAAUGGAACCCGGUUUAUUGUUCCACCACAAGGUCUUGGAGCUGGCAGCCACAUUCUCCUUAUAUCCACAAAUCCAAAAUAUGGACCUCCCUUAGUUCUUAACAGUGGCCAAGGCAUUCAGCCUAUACAAGUAGAUAACCCUGCCCAGAAGAUCACACUAGCAUCAAGUAAUUUUUUAAGUGAACAACCUAUAAAACAUUGUCUAAAGAGCUCUACAAAAAUUGUAAACUCUUUUGGAAAUACAACUUCUCUCCCUGUAGUACAUACAACACCACAGAUUUUAAACACAACUGCUAAAGUUCCACCUCCUGCAACAACAUCAUCAGUAAUUAAGUCUUCUCCAGCUACUCUUUUGGCUAAGACAUCUUUGGUAUCUGCCAUUUCCUCCAGUAAUCCUCCACUGCCAAGUAAUACUUCAGUAUUUCAUUUGGACACAUCUGUCAAAAAAUUGUUGGUUAGCCCAGAAGGAGCCAUUUUAAAUACCAUAAAUACUCCGGCAUCUAAGGUUUCUUCACUGUCGUCGUCUUUCUCUCAAAUUGUGUCUGCCAGUCGAAAUCCUGCCUCUGUCUUCCCUGCUUUUCAAUCAUCUGGUUUAGAGAAGCCUGACACAGCUGCAUCUUGAAUUUAGAUUAAACGAGCCAGUUUUUAAAUAAUGGGGCAUUGUUUUGAAUCCCAUACAAAUUAAACUGUUUAUUAUAUUGUUGAAAACAUAAAAUACAUAGUGUGAGUGUGAGUGUGUGUGUGUGUGUGUGUUUUAAUGUGUCUUCAUUAGCUUGUAUGACAAGGCUUUGUUUUCUUAGGGGAAAAAUCUGUUCCAUUUCACUUGUUGGUAUGAAUAUGUUUUCAGAGGUUCUUUGUUUAAAGUACACAGUCAGGAUUUACCUGCCUGUGUAACAUAUUGAAUAGUGUCAAUUUUGACUAGUUUAGAGUAAGCUAGCCUUUUGCACACUUACAUUGACAUGUUUCUUCUUGAAUUUGGACUAUUACAGCGUAUCUACAAUAUGGUAUUCUGUGUCAUUAGUGAAACCUUAUUUUUUUCUGUAAAAAUAUAUAUAUAUUUAUGCAUUGUGAAAUGCAGUCCAUGGUGUAAAUUGUACAUAUUCCUAAAUCCUUAACAACCUGUACUAAAUAUAUGUACAAAGAACUAUGCUGUCUUAUUUAUGUUUUGUUUACAUAAUGUAUAGUUUUUUAAGUAUUUUAGUAAUUUUGGACCAGUGAACUGUUAGCAACAAUGCAGAAAAAUCUGCAUGUAAUAAACUUAGUUGCUGUA
Molecule: messenger RNA, 6929 nt
Organism: Lepus europaeus (European hare)
Lineage: Eukaryota; Metazoa; Chordata; Mammalia; Lagomorpha; Leporidae
Gene: BRD10
Product: bromodomain containing 10
Exons: 8
Coding region: 33-6281 (2082 amino acids)
Molecular function (GO): protein binding
Source: RefSeq, a predicted model, not a curated record